Messenger RNA from Acanthosepion pharaonis, 1092 nucleotides. The record is from the annotation of a GenBank genome assembly. NCBI's taxonomy places the organism in Eukaryota, Metazoa, Mollusca, Cephalopoda, Sepiida, Sepiidae.
AUGAUCUUCUUCUUCUUUUUUCUUCCACCCUUUUCUUCUUUUUCUCCUCCUCCUUCUUCUUCUCCUCCUCCUCCCUCUUCCUCAUUCCUGCUGCUUCUCCUACCUCUUCUUCUCCUGCUCCUCCUCCUCCUUUUUCUUCUCCUCCCUCUUCUUCUUCCUCUUCUUCCUUCCCUCCUCCUCACCAUCUUCUUCUCCACCUUCUUCUUUUUCUCCUCCUCCUUAUUUUUCUUCUUCUCCUCAUCCUCCUCACAUCUUCUUCUUCUUCUUCUUCUUUUCUUCUUCUUUGCCUCCACCUAUUUCUUCUUUUUCUCCUCCUCCUCCUUCUUCUCCUCCUCCCCUUCUUCUUCUUCUUCUUCCUCCUCCUUCCAUCCUUCGCACCGUCUUCUUCUCCACCUUCUUCUUCUUUUUCUCCUCCUCCCUCUUCUUAUUCUCUUCCUGCUCCUCUCCUCCUCUUCACAUCUUCUUCUCCACCUUCUUCUUUUUCUCCUCCUCCUCCCUCUUCUUUUUCUUUUCCUCCUCCUCCUCCUCCUCACCAUCAUCUUCUUCUUCUCCUCCUCCUCCUCACCAUCUUCUUCUUCUUCUUCUUCUUCUUCUUCUUCUCUUUUCUCUUUUCUUCUUCUUCUUCUUCUUCUUCGCCUCCACCUUUUUCUUCUUUUUCUCCUCCUCCUCCUUUUUCCCUCCUCUUUACCAUCUUCUUUUCCACCGUCUUCUUCUUUUUCUCCUCCUCCCUCUUCUUUUUCUUCUUCUCUUCCUCCUCCUCCUCCCCUCCUCACAUCAUCAUCAUCAUCAUCAUCUUCUUCUUCCUCAGCUGCUGCUGCUGAUCCUCCUCCCUCUUCUUCUUCUCCUCCUUCUUCGUCUUCUUUUUUCUUUUUGUCAAAGAAGCAAAUCUUUGAACUCUUGGCAAAUUCAUUUCCGUUCUUCUCUAUUUGUAUAUACGACGUUUGUACAUUGCAAAAAAGAAAAAAAAGUGGCGGGAACGGACUUGAUAAGCGUUGCUUAACCGACACCGCAGAGUGUAUCAGUAUGACAUCUAUCCAUUUCUUUCUUUCUUUCUUUCUUUCUUUCUUUCUUUCUUUCGUUCUUUCUUUUUAA